AGCUCAGCAAUGGCUCCUCCUCGCUCACUGUUGCUGCUUUUGUUCCAAGUCCACAUUCCUGCAAAGCCUGGAGCCCCAUUUCAUGCACCCCCCCCCUCCCUUUAAAAAAAAGGCAAGACCUUCGUGUUGUAGACUGUAGGGAAUCUUUGUUAAGGUUUGUGUAUGCAUUUGUGGGGUUGCGCCUUACUGUGUUUGCAACCACUAUUUGUGGGUUCAAUUCAGAGGGUGGAGGAAGGGGAAAGGAAGGAGGGAUUUUGAUGAUUUUGCUUUGAAGGGCAGGCGUUGAUGGUGGUGGAGGUGGAGGUGGACAUGGAGCAGCAGGGUGUGUCUCCAAAGGCAUCGACCACAAUGGUGGAGGUGGUGGCAGUGCCAGACUCUCCCCCACAUGCCACACCUGCCUGUGAUCCCUUGCAAUGCCUUACCUCCCUCUGUCGCUCGCUUUUGCUUUCUGGGUCCCUCAAUCUGCCCUCGCAUUUUUGUCAAGGGCUGCUGCAGCAGUCAGGCGGUGACUAUGCAGCAAACACGGGUGGAGACGUGGGUUUCUCCUUGUUAUCAAAUGAGAUUGAGGAUACCAUUAUUGAGGGCAUGCCCGUGGACCCCUUGUACGUGCAUCUAGCUGCGGCCUUGUACAGAUGGAUCUGUACGAGGCGCUUCCCACGCAAUAUGGCGCCCAUAGAAGGAAUCAAGGAGGAUGAAUCCUGGAAGUCUCGGCUGGAUGCCUGGAAUGAAACAGUUGUCACACACGGCUCUGCGCUACUUGAGCUGUGGCAAGGGAUCGCAUUGAAGCUUGAUGUGCAGGAGCCCUGGUCCUCUGUACUUAAAGAUGGGAGGAAAAGCGUCGAAGGCCGUUGUGCGACUGACGCGUACAGGAGUUUGUCGCCUGGUUGUUUGAUGCUAGUGAACGAGAGCUUUCUCCUUCAAAUCAAGGAAGUUCAUCGGUAUCCAACUUUCCAAAUCAUGAUCGAGACAGAAGGACUAUUGAAAGUCUUACCCGGAGUGGAGUCCAUUAGUGAAGGUGUUCAGAUUUACAGAAAAUUUUACUCUUGCUCGAAAGAGCAAACAUAUGGGGUGUUGGGCAUUCAUGUGGUUCGCCCUGCGCAGAGAGAUCCUGCUGAUCUUUUAUCUGACAUCCUCAACACCCUUGGAAUAGAUGGAGUGAGAGUCUUACUAGGUAUGCGAACUACGAACGGCACACUGAAGGAGGCUCUGCCACCUCCGAAAUCUCUGCUGGCUGAUUCAUUCUCAGCUCUGCAAAAUCCAGAUAUUGCAGGCUGCCGGAUAUCCGUAGGAGCUCGAGCGCUUGCAAAGCAUGCACCCCGCAGUCUUGAUGGCUGGUGGGGAAGUAUAUCUGGGACUGAAGCUGCGAAAAAUAAGCUCGCAGAGACGACAAUGCAUCGCUUGAUGAAGCACGCAGUAUGGAUCAACAUUCAUCUGGCUCCAAUUCCUGUUUUAGAAAUACGUGUGGCAGACGGCUAUGGUGCACGUUGGCUGGCUGAUGGUAGCAAGUUCCGCGGAUUUUUAGAACCUCCCAUGGAAGAAGGACACAUGGUGAACUGGAGGCAUUGAAUAGUUUCGGGGUUUUGUUGAAUGUUAGGUGUUCCUAUGAUGUAAUUAGUUGAGUCAGUAUUCUGUCAUUGUGGCUGCUCCGAUCAGUAGUUGAUUGAUUAGCGUAGGUUUAUUCUUAUUUUAUGGGAUGUGAGAAUAGAAACUGUAGCUGUAUGUAGGAAAUUGCAGCAAUGUGAUUGAUUAAAAGUGUCACGUGGGAUUUUACAGCAUGGUUUUAAAAAACGUUAUUGAAUAUGAAAGGUGAAAUGAUGGUUUUUGUAUAUAUCAACAA
Messenger RNA from Physcomitrium patens, 1837 nucleotides. RefSeq lists its product as uncharacterized. The record is from RefSeq and is a predicted model, not a curated record. NCBI's taxonomy places the organism in Eukaryota, Viridiplantae, Streptophyta, Bryopsida, Funariales, Funariaceae.